AUGAUUUCUCUUCGCUCCCUUAUCUUUUUGCUCCUCCUCGCCUUUGCCGCUGCCGGAACCAACAAGGAAGGUCUUGCGUUCCUCGCCAAGAAGGAGACGGAAGAAGGCGUCGUCAAGUUGCCCUCGGGACUCAUGUACAAGGAACUUGUCAAGGGAACCGGAAAGACUCCUACUGCCAACAGUCCAUGCUCCUGUCACUACGCCGGAACCUUGAUUGACGGAACCGAAUUCGAUUCAUCUUACAAGCGUGGACAACCUACUACUUUUGCGCCAAACCAGGUCAUUAAAGGAUGGACCGAGGCUAUGCAAUUGAUGAAGGAAGGUGGCAAGUGGGAACUUUACAUUCCAUCUGAAUUGGCGUACGGAGACCGUGGAGCUGGAGGUCGCAUUCCAGGAGGAUCGGUUCUUAUCUUCAUUUUGGAAAUGCUCGAGGUCAAGGGUGACUCUGUCUAA
Molecule: messenger RNA, 453 nt
Organism: Cylindrotheca closterium
Lineage: Eukaryota; Bacillariophyta; Bacillariophyceae; Bacillariales; Bacillariaceae
Source: the annotation of a GenBank genome assembly